Medicago truncatula (barrel medic) is the source of this 735-nucleotide messenger RNA. Its product is annotated as E3 ubiquitin-protein ligase SINA-like 10. NCBI's taxonomy places the organism in Eukaryota, Viridiplantae, Streptophyta, Magnoliopsida, Fabales, Fabaceae. Gene Ontology annotation, molecular function: zinc ion binding. The record is from RefSeq and is a predicted model, not a curated record. The transcript has 2 exons. Bases 1 to 735 code for a protein of 244 amino acids.
AUGGAUCAUCUGAUGUAUUCCAACCCAAAAUUGCUUGAUUGCUGCAAUUGUUCUCAGCCCUUAACUAUUCCCGUCUUUCAGUGUGAUAAUGGUCAUAUUUUUUGCUCUACCUGCUAUCCUAAACUUGGGAACAAGCGUCACAAGUGCUCGUUGCGUAUUAGCUCAAAACGUUGUAAAGCCAUUGAGAAUCUAUUGCUAUCUAUUGAAAUGUCAUGUCCGAAUGUAAAUCAUGGUUGCAAUGAGAAAAUAAGUUGCAUUGGAAAGAGGAAGCAUGAAGAAGAAUGCAUCCAUGUGCCAUGUUGCUGCCCUGUUUCAAGCUGUGACUUUGUUGCAUCAUCAGAAGUGUUGUCUAAGCAUUUCAGCGAUAAACACGGGGAUUCUCAUAUCAAAUUUUCUUAUGGUCACUCCUUAAUUGUCUACAUCAAGUCUAAUGAUGAAACCAUUGUUUUUCAAGAGGAAACUUAUGGCAAACUAUUUAUUCUCUAUAAUAGAGCUACACUUUUGGGAAAUGCUAUCAAUAUUUGCUGUAUUGGUCCAAACUCUUUCGAGUCUGAAUAUAGAUAUUAUAUAUUGGCUAGGUCUCAGAUGUGCAAACUGAAAUUGCAGUCUUUUGCAAAGGAUGUUCAACGUGUUGCGUUCGCAACUCCUUCCUCAGAGUUCCUUUUGAUUCCAUUUGGUUCUUCUUUUAUAGUAAUUCUCACAGAUAGGUGCAGUGACUCCUGCAGUAGAGUUUGA